AUGUCUGCACGUGAACGGAGCCUUGAAGGUCGUAGGAAACGGCCGAAAUCGUCCGGAAACGUGACCGCAAAUAAACUGAAUGUGUUUAGCUUCUUGGCGUAUCGCAGUGUUGCUAUUCUCCAGUCUCCAGUUUCUCAUCUGCUAUGCGUCUCCAGUGUGUUUAUUCUAGAACCGUCUCUUGUUGAUUCUGAUUACGGCAGGAUUACAGUAUUGGGGAUGGGAGAUACUGAGGUUACAAUGAAGUCUAAGAAGACGGUUUUUGUAACUGUUGGAACAACUAGUUUUGAUGCUCUUGUGAAAGCGAUGGAUACACGAGAGGUUAAAGAAGAGCUGUCGAGAAGAGGGUACACUGAGAUUCUCAUUCAAAUGGGCCGUGGCUCCUAUAUUCCCUCAAAGUCUGAAGGAGGUGAUGACUCCAUUGCGGUAGAUUACUUCAAUUUUUCAUCAAGCAUUGCAGACCAUGUAAGAGCAGCGUCUCUUGUCAUUAGCCAUGCCGGGUCAGGGAGCAUAUUUGAGACAUUGCGCCUUGGGAAGCCCUUAAUUGUUGUGGUUAAUGAAGACUUGAUGGACAACCAUCAAAGUGAGUUGGCAGAAGAACUAGCAGACAGGAAGCAUCUGUACUAUGCUCGCCCACAGACACUUCGUUACAUUAUAGCAGAUAUGAAACUGGAAUUGAUAGAAGUGUAUUGAGUUUAUUACUUGAACAAGCUUAUCCAUAAGGAUCUUUUAGUGAAUCAUAAGAAUUG
Molecule: messenger RNA, 746 nt
Organism: Fragaria vesca subsp. vesca
Lineage: Eukaryota; Viridiplantae; Streptophyta; Magnoliopsida; Rosales; Rosaceae
Product: UDP-N-acetylglucosamine transferase subunit ALG13 homolog
Exons: 5
Coding region: 1-690 (229 amino acids)
Biological process (GO): dolichol-linked oligosaccharide biosynthetic process
Cellular component (GO): extrinsic component of endoplasmic reticulum membrane; UDP-N-acetylglucosamine transferase complex
Molecular function (GO): hexosyltransferase activity
Source: RefSeq, a predicted model, not a curated record